UCCGUUGCUGUGCUCCGCUCGCUCCGCAGACAGUCUCGCUCACUGGCACUGAGGGCUCAGCUGAGUUGCGGGAAGACGCGAGCUUUGUCCUUAACGACGAGAGAAAUAAAAGUUGGACAAAAUUAAUUCAAUUAAAAGAAGGACUUUCUUGGACAGAUACACUGGAAGAAGCGUCUCCGAGGCCGAGGCGAACCAGGACGAGUCAGAGAACAACUAAAGGAUAAAUCCUGAGGAGCACUGAGGAUUUUUGUUGAAAAUAAAGACAAAAACAAAGCCACAAAUUCUGUAAGUCUAUCAAUCGGUAAAAUCUCAGGCUCCCCAGGCUCUCGGUUCUCUCGGUGCGUGUCACGUUUUCCAGACGUCUCCCUGCGCAUGCAAAUGGCGUGUUGUCUGAAGGACGAGCUCCUCUGUUCCAUCUGCCUGAGCAUUUACCAAGACCCGGUGAGUUUCGGCUGUGAGCACUACUUCUGCCGUAAGUGCAUCACGGAGCACUGGAGCAGGCAGGAGCACCACGGCACGCGCGACUGCCCCGAGUGCAGGAGGACCUUCACCGACCCGCUGCUCUCGCCCAGCCUCAAGCUCUCCAACAUCGUAGAGAGGUACUCGGCCUUCCCGCUCGACGCCAUCCUCAACGCCCAGAGGAACACAUACCCGUGCAAGGACCACGAGAAGGUCAAGCUGUUCUGCCUCAGCGACAAGAGCCUGGUGUGCUUCUUCUGCGACGAGCCCGCUUUACACGAGCAGCACCAGGUCACCACCAUCGACGAGGCGUAUGAGGAAAUACAGAGGGAGAUGAAAGAACAGCUGAUGGCCCUUCAGGACAGUGAGAGAGGACACACAGAGGCUUUACAGCUGCUGCAGAGGCAGCUGACCGAGACCAAGUCCUCGGCAAAAAGCCUGCGAGCCACGAUCGGCGAGGCGUUUGAGCGUUUGCACCGUUUCCUUCGCGAGAGGCAGAAGAGCAUGCUGGAAGAACUGGAGGCCGACACGGCUCGCACCUUGACCGACAUCGAGCACAAGAUCCAGCGCUACAGCCAGCAGCUCCGCGACGUCAAGGAGGGCAUCCAAAUCCUGCAAGAGAAGCUGAGCGAAACCGGACGCCACGAGUUUCUAGAAGGGGUGGCGCUCACGUCCGAAAGAGAGCAAGUGAUUCGUGGAAGGUAUUGCUGGUGGAAGAUACCAAGAAUAAAAGGCAAAAUACACGAAACCAACCUUACCUACGAAGAUUUUCCGACAUCUAAAUACAUGGGUCCGUUACAGUACACAAUCUGGAAGUCUCUGUUCCAGGAUAUCUGUCCAGUGCCCGCCGCUUUGACCCUUGACCCGUUGACGGCCCACCAGAGGCUGAUCCUUUCUGACGACUGCACCAUAGUGGCGUAUGGGAACCUGCACCCGCAGCCUCUGCAGGACUCACCGCGCCGCUUCGACGUGGAGGUGUCCGUGCUGGGCGCCGAGGGCUUCUGCUCAGGGGUGCACUACUGGGAGGUGAUGGUUUCGGAGAAGACCCAGUGGAUGAUCGGCGUGGCCAACGAGACGGUCAGCCGCAAGGGCAGCAUCCAGAUCAGCCCGAGCCGCGGCUUCUACUGCAUCGUCAUGCACGACGGCAACCAGUACAGCGCCUGCACCGAGCCCUGGACCCGCCUCAACGUCAAAAGCAAGCUGGAGAAAGUGGGCGUGUACCUAGACUACCCCAAAGGCCUGCUGGUCUUCUAUAAUGCAGAUGACAUGUCCUGGCUCUACACGUACCGAGAGAAGUUCCUCGUCAAGCUGUUCCCGUACUUCAGCCCCGGUCAGAGCCAUGCCAACGGAAAGAACGUGCAGCCUUUACGGAUCAACACCGUACGACUAUAGGCUGUCCGAUCCAACCUUCAGUUUUCGAAAGACCAAUAGUGUUUGUUUUUUUUUCUUCUUCUUCUUCUUUUCCUUUCGUCUUUUUUCGGGUGCUCCGGGUGCGUUUUUAAGUUCUGGCUCAAAAACACCAGACAUGCUUUACAGCACCGUGACUUCUCAAAUAUAUUUCUCAAUUCUAGCUUUCGACAGCGCGGUGCGUCUGAAACGACGAUGGAAAAUUCUGGCACAUUUCUGAUGCGACGUGUUCUCUGUGGGCUUUUUCUACAUUCAUUCAGUGUUUCUGGUCAUUUGUAAUCGUGCCGUGGCCCUCUCGCUCUCCCAGCUGCUCACCUCUCUCUCUCUCUCACACACUCACACACACACACACACACACACACACACACACACACCACACACACACACACACACACUCACACACACACACACACACACCACACACACACACACACACACUCACUCACACACACACACACACCACACACCACACACACACAGACUGCUCAGAGUCAUAUCCUGUCAGCCUCUAGAGGCCAAGUGCUCACUCUCAGCCGCCUUCUUCUCUGAGAGAGAGAGAUUCUGUUGUAUUGCAGCUCAAGAUGUGAAGACAUGUCGCUUUUUAUUCAUUGUGCAAUCAGCUUUCGCGUGUUCUGUGGAAUGUCCUGUCCUGUAUACCACUAUUCUUUUCUUUUUUAUAAUUUUUUAUCUUGUGCAUUUCUUGGUGAUUAAUGAGAUAAGAUUUUGUAUGUGUGUGUGUGUGCGUGUUUUAUUGUAAAGACUCUUCUUCUCUUCCGUUCCCCGCCCUGAUGUGAACAGCAUGUCUUCUGCUGCUCAGGUGACCUUUAUCCAGCAGUAAUUGCAGCGUGUCCGAGUGUGCGCGGGUACGUGGGUGUUUGAGGCGACUCUGUUUCAUGACCACGACGCUGCAGGACGAACAAAUUCGCGUCACCUGUCCGUUACGUAAGGAAUAAAACACAACAGCGUUACCACCCAAAAGAGGAACAUUUCGGUAUAACAGCACGGCCUGUGGUGUUUUAUUCCUCUUAUACCACAGCCAGCGUUUACAGUUCAAUUUAUCCGUUCAUAGUUAUGUCGAAUGUUGUGGAACGUCCAUGAAACAGGUUCUCAUUUACGUCAAAGCAGCAGCACCCCCCCCCCCCCCCCCCCCCCCAACCCCGCUCUCUUUAAGUCGAUUAAAAACAAGAAACCACAAAAAGAGUCACUUCCUCUGUUUUCCGCUGCAUACAACUGGAGUCUGUGUCAGUAAAAUGUUAAAUAACUGUAUAAUUACAGAAAACUUUACCAUAUCGACGGUUACCUUUAAUCAGUCUUAGGUUUUGUUCAGAUCUUCCUCCAUACAAGUCCCUGUGAAAUGAGCUGUUACUAUGGAAAUGAUAACGGUUAACAUAAACCCGCACUCUUAUUUAGAGAGCAUUCUGACCAAUCAGAAUCGAGAAUUCACCACUGCUGCGGUAUAAAACACGAUGUCGUCUCGUCUCGUUCACAUCUUUCAACAUGUAUUCUAUUUGUUUUCGUUUCUUAUAUUCCUUUAUUCCAAGUCACGCUGUGGUUCCUCUGGACGUCUCGCUGGGACGGUCAGUGUGUUAAAACAAGCAAGGGCUGUUACUGCAUCGUGCCAUCUGUCAACUUGAGCACGUUUAACGAGGCAGAAAUGGUGCGAGGCAGUUGCUUCAUUUUGCAAAUUCACACUCGAUCCAUUCCAUGUAUUUUUAAAAAAAAAUUUUAUUAUUAUUAUUUUUUUAAACACUCAAGGGCCAAACAUUUUUAUUUCUAUUUUUCAUGUAAAUAGUGUUGUGUUGGGGUUUUUUUUGUUUUGUUGGGGUUUUUUUCCCCCUGUUGUGGUGUGUUCAGUGGAGGCAGGCACCUCACGGGUUCUGCCAUUAGAGUCUUAUAUGAAAGUACUGCACAGUUUUUGUUUUUUUUUUUCCUUUCCUAAAGGACACUACGCCUGUUUGUGAACGCACUUUGUUCCUCGUUUGUUUGCCCUGAACGGAUGAUGCCUUUCGCUACCGCAGUGUAAACAUUCGCUACGACGAUAAUCUCUACGGCCUAAUUAUAAAAGGUGGCUUCUUUUGUGCUAAUGCUUUGGGGAGCCUUUACAGUUUCUUUGUAUUCGUGGCUUUGUUCCCACAUCAGCAAUAACCGCUUCCCAGUAUAGCGUCUCACGAGGUAACCGGAAAAACAUGCACUGGACCAAAAAAAAAAAAAAGGUUGAUCAUGUGACUUUGAGAGUAGAUAUAAAUAUUAGCUUCUUGGACACAAAAUAAGUCUCUUGUGCGAGAUCUAAUACUUGAUUUAAGCCCAUCCAAUGGCUUAAAGGGGUGCCAACAUUUAUGAUUUAUGCUAUAGUGUUAUUGGAACGACUUGAGAAUUACUUUCCCGUUUUAUUUGCCUGCCACAAAAGCUGAUUCACUGAAAGGGAAACGACAAGUUUCGCUUCUAGCAGCAGUUAUGUUCCCUUUUAUUUUGGCGACCUUUGACCUGUGAAUACAUGCGUCUCUAUCUUGUAAACCAAAGGAAAGCGAGAAGGCAGGGAUUACGGUCUCUUUGGUUGGAUAAAGAAGCAGUUGCUCUGAGAAAGUAAACCGCUGACAAGUUCUGUUUCUUUAGGGUUUUCUUGUUAGCAAUGUUGGCACCGCUGCUUCAACCUUAAAGUAAAUAUCUCAAGUAACUGAGAUAAGUAAAGUACAAAACUCAAACGGGCAUAAAUAUUAGCUCCCUAGAAAGAAAACAUAACCCACCUGUCCUGUCAGGUGAGGAUGCCUCUUAUCAAAUUGUAGUCUGUGGAUUGCUAAUUGUAGUCUGUGGAUCGGUGUUUUACUCUGCUAUCGUAAAGGAGUCAGUUUUAUAAGCACUUGAGGGUCGGUGAGGCUUGUCGAACAACUCCCAGACAGAUCUAAACGGCAGUCGUUAUAUUUGUCCUGAUGCACAAGCUAUAGACAUAAAGCAGCGAUGUUAAUGAACAGGAAAUUCAGGUUCAGUUUUUCUGAGUUUGUUUCACUUUUCCAGUUUCCAGGUUAUUCCAGGUCAGAAGUUCACAUGGUUCUUACAGACACAGUGCCUUAGAAGGCUGAGUUAUUUACAAGUGUGACGCCACAAACUCGUCUGAUCAUUACUUCACUGCUUGUUUUUUUUCCCAGAUGUAGAAUUUUCUAGAACUGAAUUUCUACGCUUUAAAGACAACAUGAAAUACAUAAUUCACGGAUUUAAAAAAAAAAAAAAAAUUCCCCACAAUGUGACACAUUUUCGAUCAAUUUGAAGGGGUGGGACUUGUUUUAUGGGAUCUGAUUGGCUUGGUAAAAGUGAGCGUUCCAAAGCAAGAACACUAGCAUGCAGUUGAUCGUAGAGGAAAGCUUGCUUCCCAGCACGUAAGGAUACGAGAGAGAGGAAAUCCCGCUAGCGCUGAAGAAGAACAAGAGGUGAUUUCGCUCCAGGAGCGCGGCCAUGUUUGUUAGAAUUGGACGAUCAACCAGCCAGUGUGGAACUCAUGGAGUAUCAUGGCAAACUAAUGAUGUAUUAGUAAUAAAUAUUGUAUAUAAAAUAUACAAUAUAAAAAAUUUGUCCCGCCCACAAUUCUACCAUAACACUAAUAAUAAAUAUCUGUAGAUAAUUUGCUGCACGGUACUGGAAAUUUCCAGACCAAAAAAAGUAUUUGUACAAAUGAGUCGUACAAAGUUGACCAAGAACUUGUGCUGAAAGGAUAAAAUGGAUGUAAAUGCGUUUUUUGACACUAAUGAGCACUAUUUAUUGGCACUGUUUGUGCUAAUGUAGACCAGAUGUAAUUGUUUUUGCCCCCACUCUUCUGUUCCUUAUUCAUUCCAGAUAUUAAUCUUGUACCUCUGCACUCUUGGGUUAUUUAUAUUUGUGUGUGUGUGUGUGUAAUGUUUGCUCUGUUUGUGUAUAAAGGGUUCGGGCAGCGCCCAUCAUUAUGCGAUGUGUAAAGCGGCACAUCUGGAGCAGGGAUCUGUACAGUCGUGUAGGGCUGCACGGGUUUCUCCGUGGCAAUCAGCCUUUGUUAUUGAAUGGUUUUUGGGGAAACACAUGAGAUACAUUAUUCAUUUUACAGUGUUGACUAAAAUGAUUAUAACAGUGAUGAAUCUGAUGAUUGUGUGUCUGGAUGACUGAUGCUUUGCACCCAUCUUUGUGUAAACGCACUGUGGUGUGCUCUCACUGCUGGACCUUCAUGAAAGAAAUGUUUUACUGUGCGAAUAAAGAAUGGUGAAACCAA
Messenger RNA from Ictalurus punctatus (channel catfish), 6097 nucleotides. RefSeq names its product E3 ubiquitin-protein ligase TRIM62. The transcript is spliced from 7 exons. The record is from RefSeq and is a predicted model, not a curated record. Bases 373 to 1851 code for a protein of 492 amino acids. NCBI's taxonomy places the organism in Eukaryota, Metazoa, Chordata, Actinopteri, Siluriformes, Ictaluridae. Gene Ontology annotation, molecular function: protein binding; zinc ion binding. Gene Ontology annotation, biological process: innate immune response; positive regulation of canonical NF-kappaB signal transduction.